This is a messenger RNA of Morus notabilis, 1764 nucleotides long. RefSeq names its product probable arabinosyltransferase ARAD1. The record is from RefSeq and is a predicted model, not a curated record. Gene Ontology annotation, molecular function: glycosyltransferase activity. The coding region runs from base 74 to 1591 and encodes 505 amino acids. NCBI's taxonomy places the organism in Eukaryota, Viridiplantae, Streptophyta, Magnoliopsida, Rosales, Moraceae. The transcript has 2 exons.
CCGCUUGUUGGGAUUUUGAAAACUAUGGUUUCAUAUAGGAUUUAGUUGACUUGUCUGAUCGUAUCUAAUUGCAAUGGCUGAGAGGAACAAUGCUUUGUCCGUAGGGAUUAUUGCCAGGAAAUCUUUGUUUUGGCUGCUUAUUAUUGCAUCAAUCCUAUUUAUGUUAUCUUGGUUCUUUGUGUUGCGUUCCACGGGUCGUCCCAAGUUUAUAGACCCUGGUUUGCUUCCCAAUUCAAAGUUUCCAUUUCUAAUAGACAACUGGUAUUUUGCGUUGCAUAGUCAAAAUGAUGUCCAGCCCGAAAACCGAUCGGUCCUCGCGGAUAAGGAAGGAGAAGAAGAAGAAGAAGAAGACUCUUCUUUUUUCCAAGCUAACAAGCAUGGCAUGACAUGUCAGACCAAUAUCAACAAUGUGGUCCUUAAGGCUUUCAUGUAUGAUUUGGCUCCUGAGUUUCAUUUUGGGCUCUUGGGUUGGGAGCCACAAGGCAAUAGUGUGUGGCCAGAUCUUCAGACCAAAGUUCCUGAUUAUCCUGGUGGGUUGAAUUUGCAACAUAGUAUAGAGUAUUGGCUGACUUUGGAUCUUCUUGCUUCGGAACUUCCAAACCCGCCAAACGCUCGAUCUGUUACGCGAGUGCGGAAUGCUAGUGAAGCCGACAUCAUAUUUGUGCCAUUCUUUUCCUCCUUGAGCUAUAAUCGGUUUUCGAAGAGGGAUCCGAAUCAAAAGAGGAGCAAUAACAAGGUGCUUCAAGAGAAGUUGGUUAGGUACCUGACGGCUCAAAAGGAAUGGAAGACGUCUGGAGGAAGAGACCACUUAAUUGUGGCUCACCAUCCCAAUAGUAUGUUGGAUGCAAGGAUGAAACUGUGGCCUGCAACAUUUAUACUUGCUGACUUUGGGAGGUAUCCUCCCAAUAUCGCGAAUGUGGAGAAAGAUGUGAUUGCGCCUUACAAACAUGUGACCAAGACAUUUGUGAAUGACUCAUCUGGUUUCGAUAGCCGUCCGACGUUGCUCUACUUCCAAGGAGCAAUAUACAGAAAGGAUGGUGGCUAUGUUAGACAAGAGUUAUUUUAUCUUCUAAAAGACGAAAAAGACGUGCAUUUUGCAUUUGGGAGUGUUCAAAAAGAUGGAAUCCACAAGGCUACCCAAGGGAUGCACUCCUCUAAGUUUUGCCUCAACAUAGCGGGUGAUACUCCGUCAUCAAACCGCCUCUUCGAUGCCAUUGCCAGUCACUGCGUCCCUGUUAUCAUCAGCGAUGAUAUCGAACUCCCAUACGAGGAUGUCCUAGACUACUCUGAAUUCUGCAUAUUUGUCCGCACAAGGGAUGCUCUUAAAGAGAAAUUUCUCAUAAACCUCGUCAAGAGUAUUGGGAGGGACGAGUGGACACGAAUGUGGCAGAAGUUGAAAGAGGUCGAGAGUUUCUACGAGUUUCAGUACCCGUCAGAGGAAGGUGAUGCUGUGCAGAUGAUAUGGCAAGCCGUUGCUCGCAAGGUCCCUGCUGUUAGAAUGAAAAUACACAAGUCUAGACGAUUUUAUCAUUCUCUUGACCCUAAGGAAAGGGAGUUUAGAUCUUUGCCAUCACCAAGAAACUUUUGGUAAUAAAGGGAAAUUGGCAUUCUUUUGUUGGCUCUUAUGUUAAGUAGAGCACUUGACACGAACCAAUGCAAUAGAUUCCUAGCUGCUUCAGAAAGGUGAGAACUGUGAAGCAUGUUAGCUUUAAUCCAUAAAUAUGGUUUUAACACCGUACCCACUGAAUUAAUGAGAAAAUAAAC